AUGAAAUUGCUGCGUACAGCACUGCCCGUAGCAUUAGUGCUACUUCUAGCCAUCACGCACACACAAGCCGAAGCCGAAAAAGAGCCUGCAGGUGCUGAGAAAAAAUCAGCCGAACCAGCAGAAAAAGCAGCUGAAACAAAAGACAACAAAGCUGACGAUAGUGAAACAACUAAAGCGAAGCGUGGUUUACAUUACUACGAAGAUUACCAUCAUCACCAUCACUACCCAGCACAUGAAGAGAAAACUAUAACUAUUAUCAAAAAGGUACCAAUACCAGUACCAAUUGAGAAGCAUAUUCAUGUACCAGUUGAAAAACAUGUUCAUGUACCAAUUAAAGUAAAGGUGCCAAAACCAUAUCCAGUUGUCAAACAUAUACCAUAUGAGGUUAAGGAAAUUGUGAAAGUACCACAUGAAGUUCCAGCACCAUAUCCAGUUGAAAAGAAAAUACCCUAUCCAGUACAUGUACCUUAUGAUCGUCCAGUACCAGUAAAAGUUUAUGUUCCUCAACCUUAUCCAGUUGAGAAGAAAGUACAUGUUCCAGUCAAAGUACAUGUUCCCGCACCAUAUCCAGUCGAAAAGAAAGUACAUGUACCAGUAAAAGUACAUGUACCAGUAGAAAAACCAUAUCCAGUUGAAAAGAUUGUACACUAUCCAGUUAAAGUACCAGUUGAGAAACCAGUACCAUAUCAUGUAGACAAACCAGUGCCUUAUCAUGUUGAAAAACCUGUACCAGUACCAGUCAUUAAGAAAAUACCUGUUGCCGUACAUGUACCAUAUGAUCGUCCAGUACCAGUACAUGUCGAGAAACCAGUACCUUAUGAAGUUAAAGUACAUGUACCUGCACCAUAUCCAGUUGUCAAGGAAAUACCAGUAAAAGUUGAAAAACACGUACCAUACCCAGUUAAAGUACCAGUUGAGAAACCAGUACCCGUGCACAUUGAAAAACAUAUUCCUGAAUAUCACGAAAAACACAUUAGCUAUAAGGAACCAGAAUUCAUUCAUAAAAAAAUUGAAGAGCAUCACGAACCUAUUCAUCAUCAUGAAGCUAUUCAUCAUCAUGAACCCAUCCAUCAUCAUGAACCCAUCCAUCAUCAUGAACCCAUUCAACAUCAUGAGGAAAUACAACAUGAGGAACAUCAUGAAGAACAUCAUGAAGAGCAGCAAGAAAUUGAACAUCAUGGUUUGGAGAGUGAAGGUUAUGAACAUGGUGGAGAGCAACAUGGCUUGGAGGAACAUGGUUUGGAACAACAUGAAUUGGAGCAUCAUGACUAUGAGGUGGAUCAUCAUGAUUAUGGCCAUUACGGCUCUAGUCAUCAUGGUUACUAA
This is a messenger RNA of Teleopsis dalmanni, 1326 nucleotides long. RefSeq names its product early nodulin-75-like. NCBI's taxonomy places the organism in Eukaryota, Metazoa, Arthropoda, Insecta, Diptera, Diopsidae. The transcript has 2 exons. Bases 1 to 1326 code for a protein of 441 amino acids. The record is from RefSeq and is a predicted model, not a curated record.